AUGGACAAAGAUUGCGACAUGGUAUAUAAGAAUGUUUCUGACAUAUAUAAAUCCGGGGAGUUUAAGACCUACGAUAACUUUGUUUCGUUAGUUGCUGAAUGUGUAUGGCAGAUAAGAGAUAAAGAUAGAAGAGGUAAAAUAUGGAACGAACAGAUAAGACCAACUGCUUUUGAGUUAAAGAAAACCAUUGACGCCUUAGUUGUUUUAGCAGGUAAGGUUUCAGAAUAUAACGCAAAAAUGAAUCCGCAAUGUUCUAAAUGUAAAGCAGCAAUUAGGAAAUAUAACUACUCCGUCAAAGAGAUAGAAAGAAUGCGAAACGACUAUGCAGACUUAAAGAAAGAAGCAGAAAAGCCAGCAGAAGAUAAAAUGAACAUGUUAGAAUUUCUGAACAAAAACUAUCCAACAGCAGAAGAUUUCCUUCUAUCUGACGUCAAGAAGAAAUAUAAAGAGACUUUCGGUAUUGUUAAAACUUUUGACAUACUGACAGAAGAAAUAGAAGCUACGAAAUUGUUUAGGAUUUCAAAUAUACAUCGUACAAUUCAUGUAAAACGCUUGUGA
Molecule: messenger RNA, 558 nt
Organism: Trichomonas vaginalis G3
Lineage: Eukaryota; Parabasalia; Trichomonadida; Trichomonadidae
Product: organellar and viral DNA polymerase type B
Exons: 1
Coding region: 1-558 (185 amino acids)
Source: RefSeq, a predicted model, not a curated record